GUCAAAAUAUUUAACUCUUAUUUUGUGCAAUAACUGGUCAAUGCGGCUAAAUGCAGCACUAUAUCUCCUUACUUAUUUUCGAAAGCGAUGACAUGCCGAAGAGCACAGUGCAUACGUGGCAGAGAAGAUGGUAGCGGAUCAGUCAGACAUUCGGUCGAGAUCACGAUGUGUACAUUAUCCAAUCGCGGUUACGGACUUGCAAUAACAAUCUUGUGGUUAUGGUCAACGCAUUUGCUUCGACCGAGGUAUCACUGCGGUCGGUUCUUAUUCUCCUAGAGCUGUCAAGCCGGUGUCGCUCGGAAAGCUUGAGGGUGCCUCUCUCUUGUCCCCCCCCCGCCCAGCAAGACCGUUACUCCCCAG
Molecule: messenger RNA, 360 nt
Organism: Radiomyces spectabilis
Lineage: Eukaryota; Fungi; Mucoromycota; Mucoromycetes; Mucorales; Radiomycetaceae
Exons: 2
Coding region: 88-276 (62 amino acids)
Source: RefSeq, a predicted model, not a curated record